AUUCGGAUUGUCGGACAAACGGACGGACGGCGUCCUUGCUGCAGUGAGUCCGCAGCUAAGUCAAACGAACCGAGCACGUCACGGGCUGCGGACGGAUUCCUUGGUUAUUGGGUAGCAAGAGUUCCUUCGGUGGUCAGGAACAAGAGUAGGAAGCGAAAGUGAAAGUGACUAAGCGACAGGGUCACCAUGAAAUCGAAGCUCGAAACCACCGACGAAGCCGAGGAGGAUGGCGAGGGGCAGGAUCAUCACGAGGGGGAUCCAAAGCCGCUGCCCUACAACUUUGAAAAGGAGCUGAUCGAAGGGUCCAACCGACACAUCCGACUCUACGAAACCUUUGUUCCAGUGAGCCAAGUUUAUCCCCUAACCCGGAAGUUCUACGCCCAGUUCGAGCAGCGUCAGCCGCCGAAUCCAUUGCGUUACCUGAGACACACUUGGCCGGAGAAGCAGUUGGAGCGGCAGAGGGAGCUGGUGAAGGCGGUCCCGCUGCUGGAAUCCCAGGUUUACGGCUGGCUUCCGCUCCAAAGCGGAGAACGGGCCACCGGUCUGAAUUUUCUUCAGGCCCCAAAACUGCGCUGCGGAAUGACUGUUCACGGAGAGCGAUUGAUCGCGGAGAGGAUUACGGAGCGGCCCCCUUUCAAUGGGCUCAGGUUUCUGCUCCACUAAUCUUCCGGCUGAUCCUUAAAUUAACUUCAAAUUUAACAACUUGGUUCUAAACUAUUGCAUUACAAAUUAUCGUUAUUACCUUAAUAGAUUUUUAAAAUUGUGCAGGAU
Drosophila elegans is the source of this 771-nucleotide messenger RNA. RefSeq lists its product as uncharacterized. Bases 187 to 663 code for a protein of 158 amino acids. The record is from RefSeq and is a predicted model, not a curated record. The transcript is spliced from 2 exons. NCBI's taxonomy places the organism in Eukaryota, Metazoa, Arthropoda, Insecta, Diptera, Drosophilidae.